Drosophila guanche is the source of this 1148-nucleotide messenger RNA. RefSeq lists its product as uncharacterized. The coding region runs from base 69 to 944 and encodes 291 amino acids. The record is from RefSeq and is a predicted model, not a curated record. Gene Ontology annotation, molecular function: DNA binding. Lineage: Eukaryota; Metazoa; Arthropoda; Insecta; Diptera; Drosophilidae. The transcript is spliced from 2 exons.
CGAGGUCACACUGGAUAACGCCGCCGCUACGACUGGACCCCCCACCCUUCCACAAACCAACACAAAAAAUGUUUACAAUAAAUGCUCCCGAAGAAGAAAACUGCAAAGAGACACAGCUGGACAUAUUGUUAAAAAUUAGCUCAGGCGAAUACAUUCUGCAGAAGAAGAAAAGACGCAGCUCGGUUUGGAAUGUUUACCGGGAGAUUGUACGUUCCGAUGGCUCAAGGCUGAAAUGGCGUUAUUAUUGCAUGGGCUGCGAGCGGGUAAUGCAGUCCACCGGUGGAACCACAUCUAAUCUCCGCAUACACAAAUGUCAUGUCCGCUACCUGAAGGAAAACGGAAAUUUAUCUGCGGACGAUGCGCCGAGUCCAGGCACCGACUCCGAGAACCUUCCAAAUCGUAUUGAAAACGAAAGGUUGGCCCCAAACAAGGUUGAAUCCGAUGGAACAAACCGACAACUGACCUACGCCGACCAAUGCGAAGAAUACUAUGAGGAUAAGCGGGCACCCAAAAGACAGUACAAAGCGAUGGGCGUGGAGUUGUGCAAUAUUGAUGAGUCAGAAACCAUCGAAGAAGUUCAGGAGACGGAUAUAGUUCUUGGAUUGGACUCCACUAAUACGCGGCCGUUGCUGAAAUUGUUUUCUGAAGACUCAUGUUCGGUGGAAACGGAGGAGCAGUGCCCCAUUGUGCUGGACAACGUGGUCAGUCCUCAAGCAGACUUCAAACGAGAGAAACUCCAGCCAAGUAAAACAACCUGCGCCCAGAUGGAUCCCAGUGCCCUAGCCGAGGCCGAGAGUUACGCACGUGCGUGGGCUCAUGCAUUUCUCAAGCUAAGCGAGGAUCAAAAGUUCUAUGCGAAGCGCUCCAUUGAUGAGCUGCUUGUGCUGGGUCGCCUGGAGAGAUUGAACAUAUCCACCGUCACAUCGCUGACGACAAACUUGUAAAUUUGUCAACACCUUAGAGCCAAAUUGCUGCCUAACUACAUUUUGAAUGCACGCGAAGAUGUUACGUUCCUGUGACAGGUAGAUUUUACACUGUGCCAAUAGUAAUUCAAUUUUAAAUCAUGGCUUGGGGAUGGUUGGGAUAUUUAUCGCAUUAAAAAUAACAUUUUUAAAGAUAGCCAGACCAAAAUAAUAAUUAUACAAAGC